Messenger RNA from Sarcophilus harrisii (Tasmanian devil), 2673 nucleotides. It is a transcript of the gene AAR2, whose product is annotated as AAR2 splicing factor. The record is from RefSeq and is a predicted model, not a curated record. The transcript has 3 exons. Gene Ontology annotation, biological process: spliceosomal tri-snRNP complex assembly. Bases 176 to 1330 code for a protein of 384 amino acids. NCBI's taxonomy places the organism in Eukaryota, Metazoa, Chordata, Mammalia, Dasyuromorphia, Dasyuridae.
CGCCCGCAUCCCGGGAGGAACCGACCGCACUUCCGGCGCGCCGCGAUAACGGCCGCUGAGGAGAAUUUGUCAGCCUGAAGUAAGAAGCCGUCUCCCGGAGCGCCGCGGCUACCGCUUCUCAGCUCUGGGGGGCUCCGCGGCCGGGGCGGCCUCCGAGGGCGAGCUGGCGUCUCCGAUGGACCCCGAGCUGGCCCGGAGCCUCUUCUUCGAGGGCGCCACGGUGGUGGCGCUGGACGUGCCCGAGGGCACCGAGUUCGGCAUCGACUGCGGCUCGUGGCAGGUGGGCCCGCGCUUCCGCGGCGUCAAGAUGAUCCCCCCGGGGGUGCACCUGGUGCACUACAGCGCGGCGGGCCGCGGCCCCGCGGGCGCCCGCGAGACGGGCCCGCGCACCGGCUUCUUCGUGACCCUGCGGCCGCGGGCGCUGCGCCUGCUGCGCUGGGACGCGGCCCGCGAGGAGCUGGACCUGAGCCCGCCGCCCGAGGAGCAGCUGGCGGCGGCCCGAGCGCGCUUGCAGGAGCUGGACCGCUUCCUGGGCCCCUACCCCUACGACCUGCUGAAGAAGUGGGUGUCCCUGAGCAGCUGCCUGAGCGAGGAGGCGGUGCGGCGGCUGCAGCCCGAGAGCGGGCAGAUCUGCGCCUUGGCCGAGGUGCUGCCCGUGCUGGCCCUGAGGCACACCAAGGACCGCGCCGAGCGCGGGCCGCCGCCCUGCGCCGCCGAGUGCAGCAGCUACCGGGAGGGCUUGGCCCGGCUGCCGCAGAUGGAGCCCAGGGCCGGCACCGAGAUCCGCUUCACCAGGCUGCCCAAGCAGACCUUCCCCGACGGCGCCAGCCCGGCCGAGAUCACCAAGCACAGCCUGGACCUGAGCUACGCCCUGGAGACGGUGCUGCGCAGCCAGCCCUCCGCCGACCCGCAGCACGUCCUGGCUGAGCUGCAGUUUGCCUUUAUCUGCUUCCUAAUUGGGCACGUAUAUGAUGCUUUUGAACAUUGGAAGCAGCUGUUGAACCUCCUGUGCAGAGCAGAAGAAGCCAUUGGAAAGUACAGCGCCCUCUACAGCCGCCUUAUUUCCAUCUUGUAUCAUCAGCUUGCAGAGAUCCCUGCUGACUUCUUUGUGGACAUCAUCUCUCAAGACAACUUCUUAACCAGCACCUUACAGGUUUUCUUUUCCUACAUCUGCAGCACCACUGUUGAUGAGACACUGAGGCGGAAGGCAGAGAAGUUCAAGGCUCAUCUGACUAAGAAAUUCAAAUGGGACUUUGAGACUGAGCCAGAUGACUGUGCCCCAGUAGUGGUGGAACUUCCAGAAGGUGUUAACUUGGAAAUGACAGGCUAGCUCUGAGACUAAGCAAAUGAUCACCCUCUUCCCAAGAAACCAGUUAUCUUGCAUUUGAAGCUCCUUUCUGCUGGGUGUCCUUUUGAACUCUGAGGGGGAGCCAAAGGUCUGUUGUCUCUUGAUUCCAUUUCAUAAGUUUGGAAUAAGGUGCCCAUGUCUAAUAACCUGGGUCCCUGGGGUUUCUGCUGUGGCCCCUUCCCACCUCUGCCAAAGUCUGGUAUUUUAUUGCCUGAUUGACGUUCACCCAAACUAAAUCUUAUGUAAGAUCUUCAAAGCUGCCUGAGCGACAGCUUAACUUUUUCUAAAGGAACAACGAAAUUGAACUGGCAGGUUUUCCUUGGAGUCAUUUGUUUUGAGGUGUUUAUUUGUUUUCUAAAAAGAAAACAAACUAAAAAAUCUAAAACUAAAAAACUAAUAAACUUAAAAAAUCAGAAACUGCAAACACUACUUUUGUUAGUAUUUGAUAUUGUUAUUUUCUCUAGAAGUUGUUCAAAGUGGGGCAGGUAGAAGGGGGGUAGUAGUGACAGGUGAGAAGAUUACUAGGCCUAUUAAAUUUUAAUUUUGUUGUUUAACGUUCAGAAAUGAGAUGUCUCUUAAGUAAACUCAGGUGUAUGUGAGGUAUGGAAGACAAUUCAGCAGUGUUUGAGGUCUAGAGUAGUUUUUACACUCUACUUAUAUUACAUUCCAUUAGUUCUGGGGUCAGAUUAUCUCAUUUCACUGGGCCUGGUGGGACCGUUACCAUGGGAGGAUUGACCUGAAACGGCCACCUGCAUUUCCUGAUGCAGUCCUUGGAAAUAUCCUUUUCUGAUCUUCCUGGAAUAAGAACUUAAGCCACAUGAACUCAUGAGCUUCGCUGGAACUACCUGGUGAAGGAAGACUUCUCAUGAUGGUUUUUGGUGUUUCUGUAAUUCAACAGCAAAAAAGAAGCAAACUUCCCUUCCCCCCAAUAAUUGUUUCCAUAUGUUAUGGGAGCUUUGUGGCCCAUGUUGGGACCUUUGAACAGUUUGAACUUUCCUAGACCUUAGUGCUGUUUUUUCUUGCCUCUUCCCCUUCCUCUUGCUUCUUUCUAAUUAAUUGAAACAUCCACAUAAAGUGGAACUCAAAGGUUGUGCCAGUAACCUGGAAGCAAAACGUUGUACUUAAAGGGAAACUGUCCUGAACUGCUCACCUUGUCAUGUUGUGCAACAGAAAAGCCCCCACUACCAUUUCCUUUAACAUACAUUCUGGUGCUUCAGCUUUUGAAUGAGAAUCCUGACUGGAUAGAACUUUUAGUUCCACUUGUUUCCUUGGAGAUUGCUAUAUAAGAAGGUUGGAUGUAUUAAAUCUCUUCCUUGAGAAUAAAA